GCAGGCGGGGUCAGGGUGAUGUCACAGGAAGCUCGAGCUCCCUGCUGCUGAGCAGAGGCAGUGUGAUAAGCUGCGCUGCAGAGCAGCUUCUCCCCGCACAGGGUCCCCUCCUGGCUGAGCAGCCCCGGCUCUGCUGCCUGACCUCAGCCUGCAGGGCUGCCCGGAGGCUCCCACGCUCGCCGCCUCGCCUGGGCCACAUCCCCCCUGCGGAGUCUCAGAAGAUCCAGCUCCAUCCUGAGGACGUUUGUCCCGAGCCUUCGGAAGCUGGGCUGCUGUGCUCACCUCGGACGUCUCUAACGGAACAAAUGUGCUGUCUGUGUUGACAUGCAUCCCAUCCUGGAAUGAACCCGAGCUCUGCGUGUUGUUCCAGGGCUCUACGAUGAUACAGCAACCAUUUGUGCUGGCACCUGUCCAGACUUUGGAUGGCCCUACAUUCAGGUCAUGACCCUUGGAUUUAAGGGAUUCUUCAGGACAAUGUCCAAUAUGAUCCGAGGGAAAAUGUAAUUUGAGUCUGGAGACAGCUGUGUAUAUCAACUAAUAAUAAAAACCAGUAUAGCUGAUAGAAGAGAAAACGUUAUUUGGAAGUUUGCUACAGUUAAGACGAAAAGCUGUGUCUAGUUUGACUUACGUUGUGUAGCAAACUUCAUUCUGGCUUCAGUGAUGGAGAAAAAGGGUAUCCGGUAUUUACUGCUAGUCUUGCCUUUCUUUAUGAUUCUUGACAUGGCAGAAUCAGAGGAGAACACUGAUGGCUUAAGUCAGUUCGGUUUCUAUACUAGAAAUAAAAUCAUGACAGCUCAAUAUGAAUGUUACCAAAAAAUUAUGCAAGACCCGAUUCAACAAACAGAAGGCAUUUACUGCAACAGAACCUGGGACGGGUGGUUGUGCUGGAACGACGUCGCCGCUGGAACCGAGUCCAUACAGCACUGCCCCGAUUACUUUCAGGACUUCGACCCAUCAGAAAAAGUUACAAAAAUCUGUGACCAAGACGGAAACUGGUUCAGACACCCACUGAGCAACCGGACGUGGACCAACUACACCCAGUGCAACGUGAACACACACGAGAAAGUGAAGACCGCGCUGAACCUGUUCUACCUGACGAUCAUCGGACACGGACUGUCCAUCGCCUCACUGCUUAUCUCGCUUGCCAUAUUCUUCUAUUUCAAGAGCCUAAGUUGCCAGAGGAUUACCUUGCACAAAAAUCUGUUUUUCUCCUUCGUUUGUAACUCUGUUGUAACCAUCAUCCACCUCACGGCAGUGGCCAACAACCAGGCUUCAGUGGCCACAAAUCCUGUCAGUUGUAAAGUGUCUCAGUUCAUUCAUCUCUACCUAAUGGGCUGUAACUACUUUUGGAUGCUCUGUGAAGGCAUUUACCUACACACACUCAUUGUGGUGGCUGUGUUUGCAGAGAAGCAGCACUUGAUGUGGUAUUAUUUUCUGGGCUGGGGAUUUCCACUGAUUCCUGCUUGUAUACAUGCUGUUGCGAGAAGCUUAUAUUACAAUGACAACUGCUGGAUCAGUUCUGAUACCCAUCUCCUCUACAUUAUCCAUGGUCCGAUUUGUGCUGCGCUACUGGUGAAUCUCUUUUUUCUAUUGAAUAUUGUACGUGUUCUCAUUACCAAGUUAAAAGUCACUCACCAAGCAGAAUCCAAUCUCUACAUGAAAGCCGUGAGAGCGACGCUCAUCCUGGUGCCGUUGCUCGGCAUCGAGUUCGUGCUGAUUCCGUGGCGGCCUGAGGGGAGGAUUGCAGAGGAGAUAUAUGACUACAUCAUACACAUCCUUAUGCACUACCAGGGUCUUUUGGUUUCUACAAUUUUCUGUUUCUUUAAUGGAGAGGUUCAAGCAAUUCUGAAAAGAAAUUGGAAUCAAUAUAAAAUCCAAUUUGGUAACAGCUUUUCCCAUACAGAUGCUCUCCGAAGCGCGUCUUACACAGUGUCAACUAUCAGUGAUGGUACAGGUUACAGUCAUGACUGUCCUAGCGAACACUUAAAUGGAAAAAGCAUCCCUGAUAUUGAAAAUGUUGUCUUAAAACCAGAAAAGUUAUAUGACUGAUGAUUGAGGGAGUCCUGUGUAGCUGUUUUGUGCCACUCCUAACUAAAGGGCUUGGAUCCAUGACUUUACAACCAGAAGACUUCACUACUCGAUGACGGUCUCGAAUGCCACCAAGAAAACCCACACCUUGAUUCAGUAGUGUGUUAUUAAAUAUUUAACAGCUAGCUCUUUGGGAGAAAAAACUAAAACAAAAUACCCUGAUUUGUAAUGUUUUCUAGUUUCUGUGGUGUAUUCUCACCGUGGUUGAUUUCAGGCCACAAAUCUGACAUUCCUGAAAGUGAAAUUGGGAAAAUAGGAGUACAAUCAACUCUUAUAGGCUGGUAUGGACCAGCUCUAGGAUAUCACUGCAUGAAUUUACAAAUAAGUAGGACUAUAAAAGUUCAUAUACACAUUGGACAUGCUUCUACUCCCACUGACUAAUGAGAGCUAAGUAAGGCCUCCAGACUCCAAGGGAGAACUAGCUUUUCCUUUGUUUGUUUUUGAAAUCUUUAUCCCAUAUUCACUGAUGCAGUUGUUUUUUUGUUUUUUUGUUUUUUUGUUUUUUUUUUCCUCCCCAGUAAGUAUUCUAGCCUUUUCUGGAUUUACCCUUUCAAAUGGACUGGAGAGAGAAGUGAUUAUUUCUGUUGGCUUACCCUUUUCUCUCCAAGAGAAGUGACUGAACAGAACUGCUAUUGGCUAUCCACUGGCCGGUGUAGCAGUUAUAGCUGAUGGCAUCUGAUUUUGAGAUUCAUGAAUAGUUUGUAGGACGUGCAAUCCUACUGUGCUAUCACUAGGGAGACGUCUUGGUUGAUGUUACAAACAACUUGUCAGCUACUUUCCUAUCUUACUACACAAGUGGGAGGGCAUCAGUUUCCCUGUAUUUGUAAAUAGAAACUGCCCCUUCCAUUUCUACUGUGUAGACAGAUUAGCAGUUAUUUUACAUGAAGAAAAUCAGUGAAGGAUUUCUAAUUUUCUUGGAAGUUUUUAAAAAGAAAGUGUUGUGAAAAUAAGCUUGUAGAUACUUUGCUAUUCUAUUUUAUAGUCUUAAAUGCAUAUAAUCUAGAUAAGUUUAAAAAACAAAUACAUAAUGUAACAAUGUAUGCUUAUUGAUAUCUGAUACUGUGUCUGGGCUGAUUUUAUAAUAAAAAAGAGUCUGGAAUUCUAUAUUUGGUAAAUAUUUUAAAGACAACCAGAUGCCAGCAUCAGAAGUUUGAGAACCAAGAGAAUAGAAAUAUCUGUGAUAUGAUAUAAAAUAUUUAUUAAAAAAACUCAAGGCCACUGUUUAAUUACAUUAGCUUAGGUGAUUCUUUAAUAACUUAAUAAUAAGUAUGUUUGACAUAUUUCUCCUUUUAUUUUGACGAUGAAUUUGCAUUCUAAUCCAGAAGCUUUAAAGGAUUCCUAAUAAAUGUCAAAGUGCCACUCUUACAGUUUUUACACCAGUAAAAAUAUUACUUUUCUGACUCAUACUGUAUGAGUCAGAACAUUUGGAAAUGUUCCAGACUAUUUUUUUAAAAACACAACUAGAGGAAUACUAUGGAUGUGUAUAUAUCAUCUAUGAUGCUUUAAUAGAGGUGCUGUGAUAAUACGAUACUAACAAGUCAGUGAAAGACUCGAAUCUAUCAGUGAGGAAGACUUGUCAGAACGUUCAGGAGUAAUUAAGAUGGAGGAAAACCUUGCUAAUGAAUUAAAGGGACGUUUAAAUGGGAUUCAUAUUCCCUAAUGUUAUUUUCCACUCAAAUUUCUGGAAAACAAAAAUGCCUUCAAUUAGUAAAAGUCCAUUUGAGGAGAAUUCACUGUGUGUAUGUGUUUUCCUAGUGUGUUAAUUUGUUUAAAAUGGAUUAAACUAAUGACUUAGUAAUCAUA
This is a messenger RNA of Mustela lutreola (European mink), 3891 nucleotides long. It is a transcript of the gene CALCRL, whose product is annotated as calcitonin receptor like receptor. Gene Ontology annotation, cellular component: plasma membrane. The record is from RefSeq and is a predicted model, not a curated record. Gene Ontology annotation, biological process: adenylate cyclase-activating G protein-coupled receptor signaling pathway; cell surface receptor signaling pathway; angiogenesis. NCBI's taxonomy places the organism in Eukaryota, Metazoa, Chordata, Mammalia, Carnivora, Mustelidae. Gene Ontology annotation, molecular function: adrenomedullin receptor activity; calcitonin receptor activity; calcitonin gene-related peptide receptor activity. Bases 661 to 2049 code for a protein of 462 amino acids. The transcript has 17 exons.